Messenger RNA from Acytostelium subglobosum LB1, 687 nucleotides. RefSeq lists its product as hypothetical. The transcript is spliced from 4 exons. Gene Ontology annotation, biological process: negative regulation of transcription by RNA polymerase II; chromatin organization. The record is from RefSeq and is a predicted model, not a curated record. Bases 1 to 687 code for a protein of 228 amino acids. Gene Ontology annotation, molecular function: chromatin binding. NCBI's taxonomy places the organism in Eukaryota, Evosea, Eumycetozoa, Acytosteliales, Acytosteliaceae. Gene Ontology annotation, cellular component: nucleus; pericentric heterochromatin.
AUGGCAAAGCGCAAGAACAAGGUUGAACAGGAGAGCGGUGGAGAGGAGGACGAGUUCCAAGUCGAGGAGAUCCUUGCAAAGAAGACACCACAUGGAAAUACAUACUACUUGAUCAAGUGGCUAAACUAUGAAUUGCACGACGCUACUUGGGAACAGGAGGACAAUGUGUUCUGCGAUGACUUGAUACAGAAGUUUGAAUACAAGCUCACUCAUGAUCUAGAGUUUAGAAAGAAGAGUAAUCAGACGGCUGAGACAAUCCCCUUCCCAGCAGUCGCUGAUGAGGAAGAGGUGGAGGAGGAGGAGGAGGCGCCAAAGCCAAAGCGAGGAGGCAAGAAGACCCCUGUCAAGAAGCCUGCUGCCACACCAAAAUCACCAGCCAAGUCUCCAAAGAAACCAACAACUCCAGCAGUCAAGAAGGUUCGCGUUGAUGAUAAUGAAGAUAACAACAUGGUAGAGAAGGAAGAAGAUGAUGAGCCAGCGCCCAACUUCCAGAGCGGUGAUCUUGUCGAGAAGAUUCUCGGUUGUAAGAUGCUCAAUGAGCUGAGCUUUUAUGUUAAAUGGGCCGACAAGGAGAGAUGGACAUAUGUGACAAAUACUGAUAUGAGAAGAUAUCAGCCACAGAUACUGAUCGACUUCUAUCAGUCAAGGAUCCAAACUAUAGAUCUAUGUGUACGAGCCAUCUACUGA